GUAGUUCGCAUAUUACUAUCGCUGUUAGCUUUAAUCUUGUCGUAUUAUUUGGAUUAUCCGGACCACGACUAUGGUCUCGCCUUAGUAUGUUUAUCUCCUUCUAUAAGGGACAGAGGCUUUAACCAGCAGCAGGCCAGUGUCGAGCUAUUCUGGGCAUUGAUGCAAGCAAUUGAUAUGGAUUGCGGAAGUCUGCCUGAGAUUCCUUCGGUAACACGUAUAUGCCUCGAUAUGCUCGUAACUUGUGUCUCCGUUGGCAUGAUGCUACGACUAGGUUUUUGUAUUCCUCGUCAGCAGUUUCGACUGGCAUACUACUGGUGGGCUACGUUAUCAUGGACAGUUCUCAUGGCCGUAAACGUAUUUUUGGCAUACCGCACGAUUGGAGGGUAUCUUAAAAGACGACGAGGCCGUAUAUGUAUAUUGAGGCCCAAAAUUAUGUUCAAGCUUUCAGGAGACCCUGUUGUUGUGGCGUUUCGCUCAAGAAACUCUGUUAACCUAAAUGACCACCACACUGAGUUUGGAGAUGUUGAUAAUUUGCAGAGUAACGAAACCUCCGUAUAAUGAAUGAAGCUAGAUAUUUCCUUAGAAGCCGGUGGUAUUCAAUUGGAUAGAGAAGAUGAUAAUAUUGC
Messenger RNA from Daldinia loculata, 626 nucleotides. RefSeq lists its product as uncharacterized. The coding region runs from base 160 to 558 and encodes 132 amino acids. Lineage: Eukaryota; Fungi; Ascomycota; Sordariomycetes; Xylariales; Hypoxylaceae. The record is from RefSeq and is a predicted model, not a curated record. The transcript is spliced from 2 exons.